Parascedosporium putredinis is the source of this 1059-nucleotide messenger RNA. Lineage: Eukaryota; Fungi; Ascomycota; Sordariomycetes; Microascales; Microascaceae. The record is from the annotation of a GenBank genome assembly.
AUGCUUGCCUCUUCCGUACUCCUCGCCACUUUGGCGGCCGGCCUCGUGUCUGCCGGACCAACACCCCGCCAAGCCUCCGGAUUCCCCUCGGCGAGCGGGACGCAAUUCACAAUCGACGGCGAGACCAAAUACUUUGCGGGCAGCAACUCGUACUGGAUCUCGUUCCUCACCAACGACGCUGACGUGGAUCUCGUCAUGAACAACUUUGCCAGCUCGGGGCUCAAAAUCUUCCGCAUCUGGGGCUUCAACGACGUCAACGCCGAGUCGGGCGGGGUAUGGUACCAGCUGCUGUCGGCGUCGGGCUCGCGCAUCAACACGGGCGCCAACGGCCUGCAGAGGCUCGACGCCGUCGUGGCGGCGGCGGAGAAGCACGGGGUCAAGCUCAUCAUCAACUUUGUCAACUACUGGGACGACUACGGCGGCAUGAACGCGUACGUCAAGGCGUUUGGCGGGGAUAAAGCCGGGUGGUACACCAACGAGAAGGCGCAGGCGCAGUACCGGGCGUACAUCGAGGCCGUGGUGGGCCGGUACAAGGACUCAAGUGCCGUGUUCGCGUGGGAGCUGGCCAACGAGCCGCGGUGCCAGGGCUGCGAGACGGGCGUCAUCUACGACUGGGCCAAGGCGACGUCGGCGUUUGUCAAGUCGCUGGACCCGAACCACAUGGUUACGCUGGGCGAUGAGGGAUUCGGGAUUGCGGGGAACUUGGAGAUUGAGACGCUGGAUUUCGGUACUUUUCACAUGUACCCCGAGUCUUGGAGCGUGGACUCGACCAACUUCCCGAUCGACUGGAUCAAGGCCCACGGAGCCGCCUGCGUUGCUGCGGGCAAGCCGUGCCUUUUCGAAGAGUAUGGCAUGACGACGGACCAUUGCGGCAUCGAGGCGCCCUGGCAGGCGGCGGCUCGCGCGACCGAGGGCGUCGCGGCAGACCAGUUCUGGCAGUGGGGUGACCAGUUGAGCACCGGGCAGACGCACAAUGACGGACACACGAUUUACUUUGGCAGCGCUGACUUCAAGUGCCUUGUGACGGACCACGUUGCCGCGAUCGAGAGCGGAAACUAA